ACUACUUUUGACUGUCUUAACUUGUACACUGGCUAACCAUCACAAGAAGUAGUGAUCUACGUAUUAUAGGCGCUGAAGCUAGUUAGGUGGAAGCUUCUUCUGAACUAUCUGAAAUAUCAGUAGUUCCACAUAUUGGAUAGUAAGGAGAGCGGCUUGAUCAUCAGGUGCGUUACAAAUAGUGGUUAUGGCGGUUGUUGCACACAAUGGAGUUCCUCCUACAAGGUUCAUUGAUGGGAUAGAUGCGAAUAGCGAAGAUUACAUUCGGGAACUACUCAGGCCCCCAGUCAUUAAAGAGGAUGUAAAGUUAAUGCAGGAACGCAGUCGAGUUUCUCUCAUUUUACGGUCUGCAUAUUUUCGUAAAGAGUUGGAAAAAAUAGUUGCCUCCUCCUUGAAGUCCGGAUGUUUGAAUGCCAAUGUUCUUGCUCUCAAACAGAUAAUUGAUUACUUAACACCCCAAACACGGCUUGGAUCUUCUGCUUUCACAAGAGGCGCCACAGUUCCUGUAGUACCGAUUAAUGAUUUACGUACUGUUCAGCUGGGUAACUAUGUCAAGGGAGAGCGUCUUACGCGAUGUAAACUGGCAUCUGUUUAUCGACUGGUUGACAUAUUUGGAUGGAAUACUGGGAUAAAUAAUCAUAUUACGGCUCGUAUUGCCAAAGACGCUGAUGAGUAUCUUAUAAAUCCAAUUGGUCUGUUAUACAAUGAAGUGACUGCGUCUUCGCUUGUUAAAAUCAACCUCGAAGGAUCUAUUUUGGUUCAAGGUUCUAUUGGUCUAGGCAUUGAUAAACAAAGCUGGAUGUUGCAUGCAGCUGUUCAUAGUGCUAGACCGGAUGUAAGAUGCAUUAUUCACCUGAGCACUCCAGCUGCAGUCGCAGUUUCAUGCACGAAUGCAGGUCUACUACCAAUUAGUCAGGAGGCUAUGAUUUUGGGUGAGACAGCUGUAUACGAUCCGUUGAUUGUUUUGAAUAAUAAUAAUAAUACACAUCAAAAUAAUGGAGAUUUAGAUGCUCAUAGAGAACGUCAAUUUAAUGAACAAUUGGCUGAGGUAGCCAGGAUAUUUUCGGAGAAAUCUACUAAUUGCAUGGUUCUAUUGGUUCGUAGUUACGGUGUGUUAGCAAUGGGGCAGUCAAUCGAAGAAGCUUGGUUUACUGCUUUUACAUCUAUGUUAGCUUGUGAAGCACAGCUACGUUUGGCGAGUAUUAGCGUGGAUGAAUUGGUUAUUCCUACUAAAGAAGCGCAAGAAGCUGCUCAUUCAGUAGGUCGUACUCCUAGUGCUGUUCAACUCCGAGUUGGUGAAGUUACUGGUAGUUCAGGUUGGAGGCGGGGUGAGCUUGAAUUUGAAGCACUGAUGCGCAGGUUAGAUGCUGCUGGGUAUCGUACAGGUUACGUAUAUAGACUAAGUCAAAUUCGUCAGGGUUCAACUGCUGCAUCAACUCUCCAACGUCAACCAACUGAUUUUGUAGAUACUGCUUCAAUCCAACCGUCAACAAUGUCUCCUCGUGACGCCGCCGCCCAUGUUCGUCGCUCAGCUAGUCUCGGCCGUGGUCUUCGUGGUCUAAAAGACGUAGAAAUACCGCCUACAGUGUCUUCUUUUGCUACUUCUUAUUAUGGAGACGAGGAAAGCAGAGCUGCAGCUGUCGCGGAAAUGAAGGCCAAAACACUUUCACUUUCACGAGCUCAUUGGUUGAGUACACCAAAUGCAUAUCUUCGUGAAGAGAUUGAAGAGAUAGGAACUCCGAAUCCCAAGAAGAUUACACACUGGACAGAGGGAACAGAUCUUAAUAAAACUCGUACUGGUGGAAUGGCUAUGCCAUUGGUUGAUCCUAAUCAGUUUGCUCUACAAGGCUCAGAUCCUCAGGAGUUUAAAAAUCAACAGAGAAAGGUUAAAGAUAAGUACUACAAAGAGGUGAGGUCUGCUGGACCAAAAUCUCGAAUUUUACAAGGCAUCGAUCUAGAUGAUGAAGGAGAUGAAACUGAUGGUGGCUCUGCAUCACCUAAACUUGUUAGUCCCAGAGGUACAUUGCUUCGUCUGGAUCCUUCGAAUCCACCUUCUCUUGAACCUGGACAUGUUGUUGUAGUUGGAGCUGCCAGUAAAGGUAUUAUCAACCGUAAUCAAAGACAUAAUGCUGGGGUUUAUCAGUCUGUAUACUCUCCGAAUCCAUUCGAUAGAAUGACAGAUGAAGAUCUUGAACGAUACAAAGAGAAUAUUGAGCGCAAAGCUAAAGGUUUACCAUCACUGGAAGAGGAGGAAGCAAGAGCUCGCAUAGAAGAAGCUCGUCAAGCUGCGGUAGUGGCACGCGAAGCAAUGGAAGCAGCUUCUCAGAUGAAAACAGGACAAAGGUAUCAUGAAGAAAGCGGUUUGGAUGUAAGUCGAAUCCAAACAAUUCGGUCGGAUACUAGUGGAGCUGAAGCUAGUCAUGAUGAUACUGAGAAAGAGGUUAGCCUUUUUUUUUUACUAUAUGACAUAGGUAAUACUUAUACAUGGAUGAAAUUUGUUGUAGAUAUUGAAUUUUUUUUCAUAUCAGUUCUGCCAAUUGGUUAUUCAUUGAAGUGUGAUGGAUCCAGUGAAAGUGUAUACUUUACUGUUAUUCAGUGAAUUCAUUUAGCGCAGUUUAGUAAAUGGAUACACUAUGAACGCUCAUCGAAACAGCUAGUGGAAUAAGCAAUUCAAUAAACGAUGCUAUUCGGUCAUUUAUGCAAUUUUUAAGACUUCUGUUUGUUCGGUUGAAAAGAAGUUUAUGUAGGAGCGAAGUGACCUUUUGUGUUAGAUUCGGGAAAAAAACUAGCCGACUAUAACAUCCACAUCUGCAUAGGAGCCCAUCUACUAACAAGCAUCGAACGAUUCGAUUCAGUAUAGCAAUGGAAGACUACAAGUAUGAAACAGCAUGUUGAAUAUUCCCAGCUAACAAUAGAAAGUGAAGUGAGUAACGUAGAAGUCAGACAUAGAGUUUUAGGCAGGAGAAAUAAGACAGUUGAUGCUGUUGGGAACCUCCAUCAAGUGAGAUAUCUGGGACAUGUGUUACAUAUGCCUCGUCGCACAAUGUUGGAUGAAGUAGUUUCAGGUUGGGAAAUGGCUCGGGGCUGCCAGGAUAAAACGGGCAUCACUGCAUGAACUCCUUGACUGUUCGUUUGAGCCAUGUAGGGCAAUGCAGACUAGCCAGUUCGGGUCCGCUGAACAAGAGAAACCAGUGAUUUGCUCAGAUGCAUACACAUAUUAUCCUCAUCUUAAUCGCUAUACUUAAUCUCACCAUCUUAUUCUUCCUUCCUGUCUUUUACUACUUUCUACUUCUACUUCCUUUGACCAAUUUUCCUUUCCUUGAUCUUCUACUUUAUUGCCUCGUUACUUGAUGUGUUGGUAUGAAGUUUAGCAACUUGGACCGUUACGUAACAAUGCCUAGUCCUAUGUCGAUCAUGGUGAUGAGGAUGAAUAGAUUUCACUACUUUUUUCUGAGUAAAAUUCUUUGUCUAACCAGUUUCCGAAGUGACUGUAUUAUCUGUGUAUGCAUUUUCACUUUCCAUAUGUAGACUAGAAAAGAUGAUAGUAGUAUAACAGAAAAGAAGAAGAAGCGUCGAUUCAAAAUGCCAUCAUUCGCUCGAAAAUCCAAAACGAAGGAGAUCAAGGAGAAGAAAUAGUUUUUAUUUCUUUUCGAUAUUUAUACUACUUUCUGAUAUAUAAGUAGACAUAUUAUUAAUUUCGAUUUUUCAGUUGUCCAAGCAUCUGCAUAAACUAAAUCUGGCUUGGACUAGUAAAUCUUUCGCUUUAAUCGCUUUCUACAACAAAUCACUGUACUCACCUUUUUGUUGACUUAUUUGUUAUGAUUAUUAUUCAUUUGCAUAUAGUUGGUUGAUUCGCAUCUGUGUUGAACAUGCUUUGUCUGUUAUCUGCUUGUGAUAUAGUUUUGACUUAUAAUUUCACCCUCAAGUAAGAUAAUGUGUUUCCUCAUAUCUAAUCUGUGAAUGUUAGUCUUCAAGUUAAUAUAUCAAAUUUAUGAGCUCUUGGCCUACUACUUAUUGCCUAAUGAAUUUGACAGAUACGGUAUCUAAUAGAUAAGAGUAGUUCCUUUUCGCAUUGGUCCGCUUUAUUUCUUCAUUAGAUUACUUUUGCCUAUUAAGAAUUUCGCUUAAUUCGUUCUUACAACAAGUAAAUAAAUUUUAAUUCAC
This is a messenger RNA of Heterobilharzia americana, 4161 nucleotides long. The record is from the annotation of a GenBank genome assembly. Lineage: Eukaryota; Metazoa; Platyhelminthes; Trematoda; Strigeidida; Schistosomatidae.